This is a messenger RNA of Spinacia oleracea (spinach), 3338 nucleotides long. RefSeq lists its product as uncharacterized. The transcript has 3 exons. The record is from RefSeq and is a predicted model, not a curated record. Lineage: Eukaryota; Viridiplantae; Streptophyta; Magnoliopsida; Caryophyllales; Amaranthaceae. Bases 1 to 3270 code for a protein of 1089 amino acids.
AUGGCUGCUCAACAAACCGUUUCCAUGUCCGAUGCUGAGAAGGCCGCUAUGGUGAAACAAAGGGCGGCAGAAUUGGCUGAGAUGAUGAAAGGGCGUGACGAGGGUAUACGCACCAGAGGAAUGAAGAACGCUGAUCUGAAUGAGGCUGCUUCGAGUCUGCGUUCGGCUCCUAUCGCCACCAAAACAAGGAGAAAGAGCCAUGUCCGUGCUUCCUCCGACGUGUCCCCGAAUCCGUAUUACCGCAAAUCCCGCAACAUCCCUGUUUUCGGGUCCUUUCCUGCUGAAGGUGCACGAUUCCUUAUGCCCGGUGAAGAAGAUAUGCGUCCUCACCAAAAGCCUGACAGGCUGGUCAUCCACACUAGUCCUUUGUUCGAUCCUUUCUAUGUAGAAAGCGAUGCAAAGAGUAGUACCGGGUCUUCUCCAACGUCACCCCUCAAAGUAUCAGAUUGUGAAGAAUCGGAACAAAGAGUCACCAUGGUUUACUUCAAGUAUCACAAUACUCCUGGAGAAGAGACUUUGUCACUCAUGGAAGAUGCUAAUUCGGUCGAUGGAGCGCACUUUCGUUCAUUUCCUCCUGUGAUUGGUCCUUUUGCAAACAUCCAUUCUUCUACGGAGUUCUCGGGCCCGAAAAGCUGGUACAAGGAGAGUCGUGAUGUUAAUGCAUUUGGUGGAAAAACACCUAAUCCUGUCCUUGUCGCUUCACAUCACCGUUCCUGCGAUGAUGCGUGUUCUUUCCAGACAUUAUCUACGCGUUUGUCCCGCAAGGAGACCAAAUGGAGUUCUAGUCCGAAAUUUGGAGUCGAGCCAACAUACAUCCCUCUUUACUGGGAAUGGUUAGAAGAUGUCCUGCACCAUUCCAGACGCACACUCGCUAGCACCCAUAUUCUUGAUGCCGUCUAUGCUUCUAUGUACAUCUACAAAUGUAAUUCUCCUGUCAUGCAGGCUUUUUGUGAAUCCUGGUGUCCUACGACAAAUACCUUGCACACUUCAGUUGGAGAAAUGUCAAUCAGUCUUUGGGAUAUAUACGACCUUGGUGGGCUUCCCGUAACUGGCCUUUUUUAUGACGAGGUCGUCCCUUCUGCCGUUGAAUUGGAAGGCUCCGACGAUGAGCACAGUCUAUACCUCCCUUACAGUUGCAAAUAUUUGUUCAUGGCUUUGCAUUAUCUUUCUGAGAAACACAAGGUGACAACAAUAACGUUCGAGACUUGGUGUGAUUUUUGGUUUCGCGGUGCAUCAAAGUAUUUCUUGGCAUCUGGCAACAAAAAGUCUGUCCUUCCAACACUUAUGAAAGACUUCAGCUCCUUUAAUGGUCCUCGAUCGUGGAGUCAUAAGAUGUACGAAGCCUUUCGCAUCCUACGGAUUCCUGAAGCGCAUCAUCGACAAACAUAUUUGGCUGCCUUUCUCUCAUGUUGGCUUUGUGCCUUUGUUUUGCCGGUGUCAGAUUUGGGUUGCAUCCGUCCUGGAUCUUUCAAACCUGCGUCAUUUCUUGCAAGUGGAAAAGAGACUUCUUUGGCGAUCCCUGUUUUGGCGAGCAUCUACCACGGAUUGAGCAAAAUUUCGAAUUCUCCUACCCCCGACAAACAUCGCGAGUCCUUCCCUGCACAAUAUGUGUAUGUCUGGACCGCUAAGUAUUUUCGAAGUCAUCACGUCGUCACCUACGAUUUUGUUGGUGCUCCCCUGGUUGGAAUUCAAGGCCUUGACUCUGUCAUAAAGUCUCCAGAUGCUAAAUCGCUAGUUUCUUCGGGUAAGGAUUUCAAUUGGCUUGCUAACUCAAUUUGUGGUAAUUCAGAUGAGAAGCGUGAAGAUGACAACCAUCAACCAAAGCAAUUCGCAAACUUCUUCAUUAGCAUGCGGUCCUGUUUUCUGACCUUGAGGUUCGACAACAACUACGUGGUUGAGCCAUACAGUCCUCAUCGAUUCGGUCGGCAAUUCGGAUUUCACCAAGAUGUGCCAGGCGAAUUAGUAGUCCAGACACAAAACAUCACCCGAGAGCAUAUGUACUAUCUUUUUCAGUCCAGCAUUCGUCUGCAUACUAGGGCUACUUUUUUGGUCCCUUGCCGCACGUUUAAUGCCCAAUCUCGAGUCACUCCAAGCUUCACAACAUGGUGGAAUUCGGUCGUUUCUUUAAAUGCGGCUUAUGCUUCAAGAACUCCUAGUCCAACAAAUGUCAGGUCUAAGAAGAGAAAGGAGAGAAAGGGCGAUGAUCUUAACACUUCACCAAAAGACAAAGCUGCCAAGACUUCGGCUGCACCUCGCAAAGUUAGAGUCAGAUUGCCUAAAAGUUCCACGAUAUCCUGUCCGCCCAAGGAAACAUCUUCGAAAUGUAGGGACGAGAGUAGAAGACUAGCAAGCAGAGUUGUAAGUAAUGAACCUUCCAAUGACGAAAAUGAACCUUCCGAUGACGAACACGCAGGUGAACCUACAAUUCUGGAUGAUAUUUUCGCUGAAGAUUAUGGCCCUGAGCUAUCGCCUGAAGAGAUAGAGAAUCUUCAAAGCGAUGCGAACAUAGCAGUAGAGCUUACUGCUUGCGAGAAUACAUUUGUCUCCCUUCCUGAACAACAGUUCAUUGAUGAUGUUGUCAUUGAUACUGCGCCAACCACAAGUGUUUCUACUGCUUCGACCGAGUCUCCUUCUUUUAAUGCUCAAGACAUGAUCACUAAGGCGACCAACAGGGCGGACCGAUAUGCUGCAAGCUUGAUGAUUAAUGAAAUAAAGGACAAGUUGAUGAAGACUCCUUUAGCCAAGGUUCAUGAACUAGCGCAGGAGUUUGAACAGGUUUUCUCCUAUGUUCGUGAUAAGAAGAUCGACAUCUCUGCAAUCGAAUCUUUUAUCAAGGGGUAUAUUGGGUGCGGUUCUCAACUCCACCACGUUCGGCUAGGGAAACAGGGAGAUCCCACUCUCAAUGACUUGGAGCAACGAUCUUUGGAGAUAGAGACGAGCGUGCAGACAACUACAAUUGCAGGGAAAGCAGAAGAGGAGCGAAUGCAAGCUCUUCAUAAGGAGAUAGAUCAGAUUCAGCAAGAACAAGCCGAACAUAAAAGGAAGCUCAAUGAUUUAGCAGAACGAGCGGAUAGACUUUUGCCUCUUAUUUCAGAAUCAGAAGAGAAGUUCCAAGGGUACGUCAUACAGAAGAAAGAGCAAGAAAACUCACUCCUCAUCAUGAAGGAGAAUAUUGUUGCUGCGAAAGAGGUGGAGGCAAAGCUAGCGGAAGCUGAGAAACAAUUUGGUGUUGCUCGUGAUGCUUUGCAAGCCUUCAAAUUUGAGCCGUAGUUCCGCCUUUCUUGUUACCAUCGUUGCACUUGUUUUCUUUUAAUUCUUUUUUUUUUUUUUUUUUUUUU